This is a messenger RNA of Diceros bicornis minor, 7650 nucleotides long. It is a transcript of the gene DCX, whose product is annotated as doublecortin. Gene Ontology annotation, molecular function: microtubule binding. The record is from RefSeq and is a predicted model, not a curated record. Gene Ontology annotation, cellular component: axoneme; neuron projection. The coding region runs from base 86 to 1183 and encodes 365 amino acids. Lineage: Eukaryota; Metazoa; Chordata; Mammalia; Perissodactyla; Rhinocerotidae. Gene Ontology annotation, biological process: photoreceptor cell development; axoneme assembly; neuron migration. The transcript has 7 exons.
CCCCUUUGCCUUAUUCUAUCGGAUUUUUUCCUAAGCCUCUUCCUGGGAUUUUCCUUUGGAAAAGUCUCUGAGGUUCCACCAAAAUAUGGAACUUGAUUUUGGACAUUUUGACGAAAGAGAUAAGACAUCCAGGAACAUGCGAGGCUCACGGAUGAAUGGGCUCCCUAGCCCCACUCACAGCGCCCAUUGUAGCUUCUACCGAACCAGAACCUUGCAGGCACUGAGCAACGAGAAGAAAGCCAAGAAGGUACGUUUCUACCGCAAUGGGGACCGCUACUUCAAGGGGAUUGUGUACGCUGUGUCCUCUGACCGUUUUCGCAGCUUCGACGCCUUGCUGGCUGACCUGACUCGAUCUCUGUCUGACAACAUCAACCUGCCUCAGGGAGUGCGUUACAUUUACACCAUUGAUGGAGCCAGGAAAAUCGGAAGCAUGGAUGAACUGGAGGAAGGGGAAAGCUAUGUUUGUUCCUCAGACAACUUCUUUAAAAAGGUGGAGUACACCAAGAAUGUCAAUCCCAACUGGUCUGUCAAUGUGAAGACGUCUGCCAAUAUGAAAGCCCCCCAGUCCCUGGCUAGCAGCAACAGUGCCCAGGCCAGGGAGAACAAGGACUUUGUGCGCCCCAAGCUGGUGACCAUCAUCCGCAGUGGGGUGAAGCCUCGGAAGGCUGUGCGCGUGCUUCUGAACAAGAAGACAGCCCACUCUUUUGAGCAAGUCCUCACUGAUAUCACUGAAGCCAUCAAACUAGAGACCGGAGUUGUCAAAAAACUCUACACUCUGGAUGGAAAACAGGUAACCUGUCUCCAUGAUUUCUUUGGUGAUGACGAUGUGUUUAUUGCCUGUGGUCCUGAAAAAUUUCGCUAUGCUCAGGAUGACUUUUCUCUGGAUGAAAAUGAGUGCCGAGUCAUGAAGGGAAACCCAUCAGCCACAGCUGGCCCAAAGGCAUCCCCAACACCUCAGAAGAGUUCAGCCAAGAGCCCUGGCCCCAUGCGCCGGAGCAAGUCUCCUGCUGACUCAGGUAACGACCAAGACGCAAAUGGAACCUCAAGCAGCCAGCUCUCUACCCCCAAGUCUAAGCAGUCUCCCAUCUCUACGCCCACCAGUCCUGGCAGCCUCCGGAAGCACAAGGACCUGUACCUGCCUCUGUCCUUGGAUGACUCGGACUCACUUGGUGAUUCCAUGUGAAGGAGGAGAGAGCGUUCAGAGUCCAGAGUACAAAUCCAAGCUUACCGUUACAAUAGGGUACUUCUGCUCAAGUGUCCAACAGGGCUAUUGGUGCUUUCAAGUUUUUAUUUUUUGGUGGUGUUGUUAUUUUUAAAAACAUACUGUAAUAUGUUGGGUUUAUUUUCCUGUGAUUUAUCCUCUGGGCCACUGAUCCACAGUUACCAAUUAUAAGAGAUAGAUUGAUAACCAUCCUUUGGGGUAACUUUCCAGGGAUGCAAAAUGUGCUAGUCCAUGACGUUUCUAUUGAAUAUUUAGGCGACUGCGUUAUUUUCCCCGUCUCACUUUGCUCAUACAUGACAGUCUUCCUUCUGUAGAGGGUUGCUUACAUACACAUCACUUAAAAUGUGUGUGUGUGGGGAAAAACCUCAUUGGCAAAUCCAAGAGUGACAAACACAAGUGCCCCUUGUCUUCCGAUCUCAAGAAUGCUGGAGGCUCCUAGGAGGACGGCAAGGCAGCUUCCCAGCCUCGCUCUUCACUCCUGAUUGAGCCCCCAGUUUGUUGUCUAGCACCAAUUCUGGCUGCCAAGGGGGAGAAACACCAGCAACUUGUAAUUCUGACACCAGAUGCUUAGGACCCCAGUGUGAGGGCUAGCUAAAAGAGACUAGGCAGCAUUGGGAAACACUGUAGACAUUUCAGUAGAGUUUAUAAAGCACAGUGAAUUCCUUGUCAACCUCUCCACUGGGACACUUUGGAAUCAAUAAGCAAUUAAUAAGAGUUGGGGGUGAGGGACUUCAUAUACCGGAUUCCACUAGGAGGCUGUCUAACAUAGCAAAUUAUUACACAAACUGUAUGGUAUCCAUCUAUCUCUAUUCUAUUGAAUGCCUUGUAAACAGCCAACACUGAAAACACUGUGAAAUUUGUUUUCAGGUCUGACACCUUUUGGUCGCUUUUUAUAGCAAGAAGCCAAUAUCCUUUUUAUAAAACAUUUCUGUAUUUCAGGAGCAAACUCUUCAGGCUCCUUUUUUAUAAACUGGUGAUUUUCUUUUGUCUAAAAAACACAUGCAGAAAAUUUAUCAAAAAAAUGCAGAAGAAUAACGUAGUUUAGAAAUCAUGCUGUCACUGCCAAACAGAAACCUCCAGGAGAAAACAAAAUGAGUAGCAGAGGCCAAUUCAAUAGAAUCAGUCUUUUGAUAACUUUUUAACAGUUAUGCUUACAUUAAUAAUUUCAAUGUGGACCAGACAUUCUAAUUAUAUUUUAAAUGAAUGUUAUGGCAUAUUUUAAGCAACUCUUUUUUAUCUAUAAUCCUGGUAUUGCAUACUGAAGACACAGAAACCUUUCACUUGUCUUUAACACUAGAAAGGAUUUUCUCUUUGCUAAGGACUGAUCAUUUGACAUAGUUCUUAGUCUUUGAGGUACAGGUUCAUAACACUGCUUUUUGUUUGUGAUCACAGCCCAUAAUGGCAAAGACAAUGAACUUUAAGUGAAAGCCAUGCAUGCCAAUUCUGUGUUUGCUUUUAGCAGAUAUGAAGAUGUCCUUAUUUCUUUGUAAUUGUUCGGAUAGUUUGAAAGGUGCAGCAUUCGAAGCCAAGCUGCUGUUUGGCUAUUGAACGACUUGCAGUUGUUCCUCCACUUUAACUGGAAUAAGCUUGCUGUGUGUGUGUGUGCAGCUGCUUCAUAAUUGGGAGAUACUACAGGAUACUCCAACAUGGAUCAGUGACAACGGCUGAUGUGCAUUGUGUAGGAGGGGACUCAAUGGUGGAAGGAGUAGCUCAGAUGCCCCAGACAAGCUUCAGAUGUCCUUAGCUACAAGAAACAUUUUUGGUUCAAGAAAAGUCCAGAUGAUGGUAGUACUGGUUCCUGGUUAACUGGUCAUUGAAGAACCCCAAAUUUGAGAAUCUCUUUUUGCCCCUCUUCUUUAUUUGUAGGCCUGUUAGAAACCAUUAAGAAGCCCAUUUUACUUACCCCCUACCUCUUUCUAGAAGCUAAGGUUUUCUUAGUACCUCCCAGAAUAGUUUGUAGUUAAUUGGGAAAAACUGGUACUUGGAAUGGGGGGGUGUAGAGAAUGGUAAGAGGCCUGUUUGUAAAAUUCAGGCCUGAUCCCCAAAGAUUCCACCCAUAGUCUUUCUCCAGAUCUCAUUUAAUCCAAUUCCUUCAAUUUAAGAUGAAACAGAGGCUGAGGCAGCUCAAUGACCUGCUGGCAAAGAGCAAGACCAGAGGAGGAAUUCAGAUUUCCUCCUGUGCAGGCCCUAUGCUACCUCUCUGAGCAUUUCCUUGCUUGUGGAAUAUGCACCAUUAGAAAGUACUAAAUGGACAUAUUUUCUUUAGAAUGAUCUUUGAACCAACAAUCUUCUAUAAUAAUAGUAGAUUUUCCAUUUUUCUUUUAAUCAAUUAUAAGGAAAUGUUUCUGUACUGCCACUUCAGAGGGGCUUGACAUAGUUAAAAAUUCAAGCCUUCAAUAAUUGCAUUUUAAAUUAGCCCAUUUUCAAGACAAAAAAUAAAAUUGUAACUGAGCGCCUUCACCUCUGUCGUUCAUUCCCAGUUUUACCCAAUCCAGUUUUACCACUAAAGUCCCAUUGUGUUACCUUCUGCACAGUCAGCAAAUAUCAAGUAUUUAGCAAGCAUUUACAUCCACUCCCCCAUUCUCCCUCCUUCUUUUCACACACACACACAAACACACACACAAUCCAUCUGUUGCUUGUUCCUACCUCCUGAUUUUUCUCCCUUACAGAAAUAGAAAUAGGGACAAAGAAGGGGAAAAUGUAUAUAUGGGGGCUGGGCUGAACAACUUCAUAAGUAGUGUUAACUAGGGGUAAAUUGAGAGAAAAGUUCCUUUUCUCUUCACUGUUUGGGAAAGGAUAGCCAUUAGCAUGACUGCUUCGUGUCCUUACAGACUUUAGUAUUAGCCUAGAUUGAAUCAUAGAGUUUUCUAGCUGGAAGGAACCUUAAGAUCACAUCAUCUACUUCAAAUUCCUCAUUUUCAGGCCAGGAACAGAGAUACAGAGGUAAAGUAAUUUCCCCAAGGUCACACAGCUGGCUAGGGGCAGGGCUGGGAUUAGAACCCACAUCUCCUGGCUCUUAUUCCAGGGCCUUUUCCCGCUGAACUGUAUUGCCUUCCACUAGGCUCCUGAGCAUUCUUUCCCAGGGUCAUGUUGCAUCUUGGAGCCAUAUGCUGCUGCCCUGAUCUCAGUGGAAAAUCCUCCCAGCAACCUAAUACAGCUCUUUCUCCCUGUAUUCAUAUGGUUCCCAUCCACAUGGACUGCAGAUGUCUCCAAAGAGAAGGAGGCAUUGAGGACCAACAGGAACAAUGGGGUCCCUCACCUUGUCCAUCCAACACAAGGGAUCACUGCCCCACCUUGAGGAGCUCUCAGAACAGCCCCCUGAGCUUCUGUCCUGUCCAAAUGGAAUGGAGGAAGACUGGUUUUCUUUGUCAGCUCAACUCAUCUCAUCUCAUACUGGUUGGUCUUCACGGGCUGAUGGAAAUGUUUCUUGUUCUUAGAGCAGGGAAAGGAAGGAAGGAAGAGCGGAACAAUAGCUUUGUUCAUCCUAACUUUCUGAGGUGGCUUUUCAGUAUUUUUAAAUGACUUUGGCUAUGAUUCAUUGGCAAUAAUUUCUUUUAAAAUAUGGGAGUAAGAUUAGCUAGAGAAAAUAACCUGGUCUUGCUAUGGUAGCCCUCAUCCACAAUGUCCCCAUAGCCAUCCUGCCCUGAUGGGGACAAUUUCUAGGUAUAAGCAAGGGGCUUUGUGACCAAAAAGUACCCUGGCUGAUGUUAAACAUUUGCUUCUUGUAUUUGCACUAAAAUAGCAAGGUGUGUGCUCUACACACCAUACUCAUCUUCUUGUGUAUACUGCUCCUGUGGCCUUCCAUGGCAGAAACCAGGGCAACAAGAUCUGAACACAUAGUUUUCCUUGCAGCAAGGCUCUUCCUGGGAACUAAGGGGUCUUCAUUAGUUCAGUUCCAAGAGACCUCCUUCUGGGCUUACCCCACUCCUAAGGAAGUUCUCUCUCUUUCCUGCUUCUUCCCAACCAGCAGUAACCAAGGAACCUUAAAGUGGAUGUGUAAUUAUCUGAAUAAGGCAAGAAGGGGUCUGAGCACCUAGAUCCUUCUUUAAAUCACCCAGCCCGAGGCUUAGACCAGCAAUCCAGUGCUUGCCUUGGACAAAAUUGUGUCUACUUCCCUAGUCCCUUCAAAACUCUGGAUGGUCAUGCCCCCAGUCCCCCUCGGAUUUGGUUCUACAUAGCUUUUCUUUUCUUAAAAACACAUCUCCAUUGGACAAGGGAACAAGCAUGUCCAUGUCCCCAAAAUGAGCUCCAGCACACUGAUGAGAAUUUUCCCAAAGAUCAGCCCAGCUCAGAAACAUCUAUGCCAAGAGACUUUCCUAGACAGAUGCACUGGGACCGUGGGGUUUGAAUGACCUGUUUCACUAUCCAGUUUGCAAUGGAAAUAAAAGGCAGUGGAGAUUUCUUUCUUUAAAAAAAUGCAUUGGAACCUGUCCUUGGCCACAUGGGGCCACCUGGAUCUCCAAGGCCAGGCCUCACUCACGUAUUGCCCUCAUUGCAUUAAGGGAUUUGGCUCUUAGGCCUAGGCUGGUUUCCUAAGUAAACCAUCGGUAUUUUGAAACUCAUCUGGGAUGGGGGAGGGGUUAAAGUCCUAUGUUUUGGGACCAGGAAACUUGAGAGAAUAAAGGCCAGCCAUUGAUAUGCCAGAAGUGAUCUGAGACCUCUUGUAUAGCAAUGGAGCCUUGCUGGGCUUCCUUGGUCUCUCUCCUAGUAUGGAACUUCGAAGCUAUCACACUUCUGCCUCUGCCUGAAGAAGGAGACCCCGUAUUAGCCUCGUCCACUGUUCUGUGAUUUUAUGCAGGGUUUCCUCUUCCCUACAGGUGUGACCCCCUGAAGCAAGGAUACUGCAUUGAUUCCUCAUGCCUACCUUUUGGCUGGAGAGGCAUCUCCAACAGGUUCUCUGGCUGUUGGUGGCCCAGACCCAGUCUAGUGCUGUUAACAGUCAGUGGAUUGCCCUUAGCCCUAAAGGCUGUGAUUAUGGACCAAGACAACACAAGUCAUUGUUUAAAAAUAAAUUCCUAAUUUUAUUCUUCCUCUGGCUAGCAGACCUCACUUCCCUAGUAGGUAAAGGGCUAGAGAUUUUUGUAACACAGCAGCCAAGACGUGUGCAGGGAGGAAAAUGCGUUUCUAAACCCAUAGAGCAGUGGCUCCCAUGGGCAACCUACUAUGGGCUGGGACUGUUAGCAGUUUCUCUUAACCCCUUCCACUUUUUCUUUUCAGAGACUAGAAGGCUCCCUCUCCAUCAGCCUGUCUUUCAGUAUGCCUGGCUAGAGAAUUUUGCCCCUCCUAUCUCUUCAGGAAAAGGUGACUUCCUCCUCUGUCUACCCCACCCUGGUCCCCAGAGCUUGUCUUGUCUCCAAAGAUCUAGUGUGGUCUUUACACCCCGCCUCUUGGUAUUGGUGUUGCUUUCUGCUUGUUUCCUGUUAAGGAUCCAUGCAGCCCUCCUACUUUGGCUUAGGCAAUGUGACACUGGUUAUCAUAUGACAAGACUCUUGAACUCCCCUGCUAACUGCCUAACUUUUUAUCUUAGUUUAUAGGCUUCAACUUCCUCUGGAAUCAGAGGUAGUCUUAUCUUACCUUGGAUGCCCGGGGCUAGGAGAAUAUAGAAUUCCCAUUGGGAAUUAAGGCAUCUUCCUGCACCUGAUUAGAAGGACAUGCUAGUUGGGAGAGGUCAGAUGGCACAACAGAAGUCAGAGAAAACACCUUGUAAACUAAGGCAAAAAGUUGGAGGCAUUGGAACUUCUCGUUUCUGGGUUAAUAACCUGAGGAAAUCAAUGGCUUUUUGCCACUCUCUACCUCCCAUGUGUAUCUCUGUCUUUUCUUUCUCUCUCUAGUUCACUAUGUUUGCUCUUGGUUUUGUCCUCUGUGUUAUCAUGCUCUUUCCACAGUACAAAUGUCCAUCCUUUGUCCUCUGCAGUUCUUCUCUCUCUCUCUUUUGUUGUCUCCUUCUUUAUUUUUUCCUUCCUCCUUGUCGAGGCAUUGGUCAUAUGCUUCUUUUUAGCCCUGUGAUUUUGCCUUGGUGAUGAGAAGUUAUUUCAAGACUCAACCAGCCCUGAUCCUACCCUAGUCCGUUCAGAAGUUGGUUGAUGGGAAUCAAGCUGAUCCUGGCCCUCUCUUCUUCUCCAUUUUCAGUUGUAAUUCCUCAGAGCAGAUCCUCACAAGCAGUUUCCUUAUAGCUCAUGUAUCUUUGGGUCUUUGCCUUCCAAACACUGUACAGAAUACUUUGUGGUUCCUUUUUAGUCUGCCAUUUUGUGGAGCAGUGAAGUGUGCUCAGAGAAAUAAUCAGCUGAAGCGAAAAAUCCACCCAUGGAUUCACAUCAGCUAAAUACUAUUAAUUGAUUUUUAAAAAUUUGCUCAUAGUUUCAAAAGCUGCAAUAUAAUAUAAUGAGAGACCACAGGUAAUUUCUCCUGUCAUUCGGUUUGGCUGGGUG